AUGGACAGCUGGGCCGUGUGGGUUUGUUCCCGAAACCUUCGGCUGUGCUGCGAGUACACGGCCAUUACAAAAAGACGGCGCUAUCCCAGCGACAGGCUUAUCCCGCCUGUCCCGCCAUUCUCGCUAGUUCGAUCGGUAGCGGGAGCGGAGAGCGGACCCCAGAGAGCCCUGAGCAGCCCCACCGCCGCCGCCGGCCUAGUUACCAUCACACCCCGGGAGGAGCCGCAGCUGCCGCAGCCGGCCCCAGUCACCAUCACCGCAACCAUGAGCAGCGAGGCCGAGACCCAGCAGCCCCCCGCCGCCCCCCCCGCCGCCCCCGCCCUCAGCGCUGCUGACACCAAGCCCGGCACUACGGGCAGCGGCGCAGGGAGCGGCGGCCCGGGCGGCCUCACAUCGGCGGCGCCUGCCGGCGGGGACAAGAAGGUCAUCGCAACGAAGGUUUUGGGAACAGUAAAAUGGUUCAAUGUAAGAAACGGAUAUGGUUUCAUCAACAGGAAUGACACCAAGGAAGAUGUAUUUGUACACCAGACUGCCAUAAAGAAGAAUAACCCCAGGAAGUACCUUCGCAGUGUAGGAGAUGGAGAGACUGUGGAGUUUGAUGUUGUUGAAGGAGAAAAGGGUGCGGAGGCAGCAAAUGUUACAGGCCCUGGUGGAGUUCCAGUGCAAGGCAGUAAAUAUGCAGCAGACCGUAACCAUUAUAGACGUUAUCCACGUCGUAGGGGUCCUCCACGCAAUUACCAGCAGAAUUACCAGAAUAGUGAGAGUGGGGAAAAGAACGAGGGAUCGGAGAGUGCUCCUGAAGGCCAGGCCCAACAGCGCCGGCCUUACCGCAGGCGACGGUUCCCACCUUACUACAUGCGGAGACCCUAUGGGCGUCGACCACAGUAUUCCAACCCUCCUGUGCAGGGAGAAGUGAUGGAGGGUGCUGACAACCAGGGUGCGGGAGAACAAGGUAGACCAGUGAGACAGAAUAUGUAUCGAGGUUAUAGACCACGAUUCCGCAGGGGCCCUCCUCGCCAAAGACAGCCUAGAGAGGACGGCAACGAAGAGGAUAAGGAAAAUCAAGAUGAGACCCAAGGUCAGCAGCCACCUCAACGUCGGUACCGCCGCAACUUCAAUUACCGACGCAGACGCCCAGAAAACCCUAAACCACAAGAUGGCAAAGAGACAAAAGCAGCCGAUCCACCAGCUGAGAAUUCGUCCGCUCCCGAGGCUGAGCAGGGCGGGGCUGAGUAAAUGCCGGCUUACCAUCUCUACCAUCAUCCGGUUUAGUCAUCCAACAAGAAGAAUAUGAAAUUCCAGCAAUAAAAAAUGAACAAAAGAUUGGAGCUGAAGACCUUAAGUGCUUGCUUUUUGCCCAUUGACCAGAUAACUAGAACUAUCUGCAUUAUCUAUGCAGAAUGGGGUUUUUAUUAUUUUUACCUAAAGACGUCUCUUUUUGGUAAUGACAAACGUGUUUUUUAAAAAGCCUGGUUUUUCUCAAUACACCUUUAAGGGUUUUUAAAUUGUUUCAUAUCUGGUCAAGUUGAGAUUUUUAAGAACCUCAUUUUUAAUUUGUAAUAAAAGUUUACAACUUGAUUUUUUCAAAAAAGUCAACAAACUGCAAGCACCUGUUAAUAAAGGUCUUAAAUAAUU
Trichechus manatus latirostris (Florida manatee) is the source of this 1635-nucleotide messenger RNA. RefSeq names its product Y-box binding protein 1 (gene YBX1). The transcript has 11 exons. Bases 1 to 1236 code for a protein of 411 amino acids. Gene Ontology annotation, cellular component: nucleus. Gene Ontology annotation, molecular function: nucleic acid binding. Lineage: Eukaryota; Metazoa; Chordata; Mammalia; Sirenia; Trichechidae. The record is from RefSeq and is a predicted model, not a curated record. Gene Ontology annotation, biological process: regulation of gene expression.